Molecule: messenger RNA, 2733 nt
Organism: Vitrella brassicaformis
Lineage: Eukaryota; Vitrellaceae
Source: the annotation of a GenBank genome assembly
UAAGACGUCAGAGAGGUUCAUGCUGGACCAUUCAUUCAGUCAUUGUGAGGCGAACGUCAAGACAUUGAUGGUAUCAGUGUGAUGCUUGCAAGAAUAUGUACACACACCUGUCCAACGUGGGCUCUCACUGUGCCAUCGAGAAGCUAAGACUGAGGCCUUCCCCUCGACAGACAGGACGACGCCUCGUUCUUAGCCACCCGCUGGCUCAGCAACAACCACACGUCGGAUCACUUCACUUGCUUGCCAGGCCUCAAUAUAUUCGCUACUACCCGAAUUUCUUGACGAUCUGCAGCACGUCCUCGUCGUCCAACUUGUGACCUGUAUACAGCAUGACACGCACAGGUGACAGCACACGUGGUUAGCUAUAUCGUCAAGCCAAGUGCCGCCUGCUUGUCUACCUAACCUGCCCUUCUGCGUACACACAUGACCUACCCGUGCCGACUCUCUGUGGAUUGUGUUUGGUCGACCGGCCCCACACGAUGCCGUACUUGAGGUCCUUCAUCAAAUCCUACACACACACACACAUUCAUUCAUGACGCGCCACGCCCGGGACACCACCACACACAGCCGCCCGCCUCUCUCUCUCGGUGUGUGCGUGUGUGUGCGUGCCCACCGCACCCUGUGUAUCAUCUUGAUGGCGUUCUCGACUGUCCCAUCACCUGCAGAGGUGCAGGCGUCAUCGAUACAUGCAUUCACACACACAGGUAGGUAGGUCUUACCUACCUCGCUGUGGUGUCAGAACUAUGGGCUCAGAAAAGUCAGGAAACUGACCUGCAGGGCAGGGCAGGGCAGGGCAUGCACACAACCAAAACUGCGCUGGCGUGCGGCUGGCUGAAGUUGAUUGACGUGGUUUGUUUGCGGUGGGUGACUCCGACCGCACCUCUCUUUUUGGUGUACACCCUGACGAGCUCGAGGUCGUUCCAGAGGCACUCGAGCAGCGUGUCGAGGUUCCAAUUCUUGUGGCAUGACACAACCACUGUGUGCGGCCUGGUGGACACACAGAUGGGUGGGUGGACAAAGCCAUGGACGGACGGACGGAUGGAUGGACGGAUGGACGGAUGGACGUGUGUCGCGUGGUGCGGUGGCGUGUACUUUCUGGCGAGUUCGUCGACUUGUUCGAGUGUGAGGCAGUCGAUCUUGUUGUAGACGUACAGACACUUGACGUACUUGCGGUUGCCCUCUAUCACGUCAAUCAGGUCAUCAGCCUUCACACACACACAACACACAUGUCCAGUUCACCCCUGUCUGUCUGUCUGUCUGUCUGUCUGCGUGUGUGUGAGUGUGUGUGUGCGGGGUCUUUGCCGGCCGACCGUACCGUGGAGUCUUCGCGUAUGACGACGUCACAGUUGAAUAUCUUGUACUCAUGCAGCACCAGCUGCACCGUCUUGCUGUCAAGCUGACGGACACACACCAACACACAUACACACGAGAGUGCCGUUGCAGUCAUCGUGUCGAUCGUACUCGUGUGAGCGGCACGACGGCGUUGAAGUGAAUCCCGCCGGUCUUCUUGGGACGAAAGUAUAUCUAAGUGGACACACAUUAGCACGCACAGACACAUGAGAGACCCUCGCCCCCUCUCCUCUCCCGUGCUGGUGUGAUUCAAUGCAUCCAUACGUUUGGCGGCCGCCUGUUCAGCCGAAUGCCCACAGCCUCAAGCUCACUGACAGACCAGCAAACACACACACACAGACCACACACACAACAUACCGAACAUACAUAUUCCAUCCAUCCAUCCAGCCAUCCUCCCUCACACACGCAUACACGCACACACGUACGCCUCCAAUCUCUGCCGCUGGCUGUCGUCCUUGGUCGCGUCGAGCACCAUGAGCACCAGGUCGGCCGACUUGCCCACGGCAAUGACCUGCCGGCCUCUCCCGCGCCCCUCUGCGGCGCCCUCGAUGAUACCCGGCAGGUCGAGCAGCUGGAUCUUGGCACCGUUGUGGUAGAUGACGCCCGGGAUGCACGUGAGCGUCGUGAACUCGUAGGCAGCCGCCUCGGACUCGGUGCCCGUCAGCCUGCUCAGCAAGGUACUCUUGCCCACCUGCACACGCACAUGGGCCUCGUCUCUCUCUCUCUCUCUCUCUCUCUCUGUGUGUGUGUGUGUGUGUGUGUGUGUCUGUGUCUGUGUGUGUCUGUUUUUGUUUACCGAUGGGAAUCCGAUGAGUGCGACCCGCGCGUCGCCAUAUCUGCCGACGUCGAAGCCCUCACCUUUGCCACCGCCCUUUGACGAAGGCUCCAGCAACUGCGACCUGCAACACACAAGCCAGGCGCACAGACCAACGAACAGACAGUGCAAGGGAGGGCGAGGGUGCGCGCACCUCAGCUUCGCCAGCUGGGCCUUGAGCCUUCCCAGAUGCCCCUACACGCGCACACAACGUUGCAUAGCAAGCAGGAAGAUGAGAAAGAUGGCUGGCUGCAUCCGUGGCGCCGGCAGAUCUAUCUGGUGGGUGUGUUUGCGUCCGACACACACAUCCCACUCCCCCACCUCGGUGGCUUUGUUCUUCUGCGUCCUCGCCAUCUCGGCCUCUAUCUCCUUGAUCCUCUGGUGGCAGAGAGCACACCACGGACACACAAACGAUAGCCAGAUGAACAGAAAGAUGAAUCAAUGACUCAGGUUUGCCACUGCUGUAGAUAGAUACCUCCAGAAUGCCCAUCUUGCCAAAACAACAAAAGCACACAGAAGCAGCAGCGGUUUCAGGGAGCACCCAGAAGCAGAGAGAGCGGUUUCCCCAG